Messenger RNA from Apiotrichum porosum, 2634 nucleotides. RefSeq names its product ATP-dependent RNA helicase dbp4 (gene DBP4). The record is from RefSeq and is a predicted model, not a curated record. Gene Ontology annotation, molecular function: RNA helicase activity; nucleic acid binding; ATP binding. The transcript has 5 exons. The coding region runs from base 1 to 2634 and encodes 877 amino acids. Gene Ontology annotation, biological process: rRNA processing. Lineage: Eukaryota; Fungi; Basidiomycota; Tremellomycetes; Trichosporonales; Trichosporonaceae. Gene Ontology annotation, cellular component: nucleus.
AUGGCGUUUGUCGAGGGUCAGGCGUCGUCCUCCAAGGGCCCCGCCAAGUCCUUCUCCAAGGGCAACGCAAAGGGCAAGGGCGGAAACAAGCCCAAGCAGCCUCUUGUAAAGACCAACCAGGCCAAGCGUAACCGUCAGAACGACGAGCUGCGCGAGCUCCAGGAGCGCAUCGACAGCUAUGACGCGCCGAGCGAACUCACUCUGUUCUCGCAGCUCCCGCUGUCGAGCCGCACUCUGAGAGGCCUCAAGCACAGCCACUUCCUCAACCCCACCCCUAUCCAAGCUCUGUCUAUCCCCCCCGCUCUCCGUGGACAGGACAUUCUCGGCUCGGCGCGUACCGGUUCGGGCAAGACGCUCGCCUUCCUCAUUCCCAUGCUGGAGCGCCUGUACCUCCAAAAGUGGGGCCCUAUGGACGGCCUUGGUGCUGUUGUCAUCUCGCCCACUCGUGAGCUGGCUGUGCAGACUUUCAACGCGCUGCGUGACAUUGGUCGCUUCCACACCUUCUCGGCUGGUCUUGUCAUUGGUGGCAAGCCGCUCAAGGAGGAGCGCGACCGUCUUGGCCGCAUGAACAUUCUCAUUGCUACCCCCGGUCGUCUCCUGCAGCACCUCGACUCUACUGUUGGCUUUGACAGUAUGAGUGUCAAGGUGCUCGUGCUUGACGAGGCGGACCGUCUCCUUGACCUGGGUUUCCUUCCCGCUCUGCGUGCCAUUGUCCAGCACUUUUCGCCGUCCGAGACUGCGCGUGCCGACCGCCAGACGCUGCUCUUCUCGGCCACCCAGUCCAACGACCUCACCAGCCUUGCCAAGCUGUCGCUCCACGACCCCUUGUACAUCAACUGCAACAAGCCCGGAGAGGAAGGUGUCAUGCCCAGCAACCUCGAGCAGUUUUACGCCGUGGUCCCUCUGGACCGCAAGCUGGACGCUCUGUGGGGUUUCAUCAAGAGCCACCUGAAGAUGAAGGGUGUCGUGUUUGUCACCAGUGGCAAGCAGGUGCGCUUCAUCUUUGAGACUUUCCGUCGUCUCCACCCGGGUCUCCCCCUCAUGCACCUGCACGGCAAGCAGAAGCAGCCUACGCGUAUGAGCAUCUUCCAAAAGUUCUCGAGCUCCAACUCGGCGCUUUUGAUCUGUACCGAUGUUGCCGCCCGUGGUCUCGACUUCCCCGCUGUCGACUGGGUCGUCCAGCUCGACUGCCCCGACGACGUCGACACGUACAUUCACCGUGUCGGCCGUACCGCGCGUUACCAGAGCGAGGGCAAGGGUCUGUGUAUCCUCUGCCCGUCCGAGGAAGAGGGCAUGAAGACCCGCUGGACCGACAAGGGCAUCGACGUCAAGAGGAUCAAGAUCAAGGAGAGCAAGAUGGGCAAGCUCGACCAACAGAUGCAGAGCUUUGCGUUCAAGGAGCCCGAGAUCAAGUAUCUCGCUCAGAGGGCAUUCAUCUCGUACAUGCGUUCGAUCCACAUUCAAAAGGACAAGUCUACGUUCAAGCUCAGCGAGUACCCCGCCGAAAAGUAUGCCGCCAGCAUGGGUCUUCCCGGUGCUCCCCAGAUCAAGCUGCUCGAAAAGUCGGGCAAGAACCAGGAGCGCGGUGCGCAGAAGAAUGACGAGGACACCGGCCCCACUGUUAUCCACCAGAGGCUAGCGGAGACGGACAGCGAGGACGAGGACGACGAGGACAGCGAAGACGACGAGGGCGACGACAGCGAGAGUGGAGAGGAGAGCGAUGCUUCUGGCUCUGGUUCUGGCUCUGGUUCGGAUGCCCCUGCACCCAAGCAGGCUCCCGCCGUCCGGACAAAGUACGAUCGCAUGUUCGAGCGCAAGAACCAGUCGAUCCUCACCCCGCACUACUCCAAGCUCGUGGCCCACGACGACGACCUGGCCGGUGCCGAGGACGACGACGACGACGUGUUCACCCUCGCCCGUCGCGACCAUGACCUGGACGGUGCCGACAGCGACGAGGACUUUGAGGGCGUCAAGAAGCCCCUCAUCUCGUCCGAGGACCUGUCCAAGCGCAAGCUCAAGGAGGGCACGACCCGCAAGGGCCAGCUCAAGAACCGCGGCAUGCCCACCAAGGUUGUGUUCGGCGAGGACGGCGAGGCGCGCGACUUUUACGAGCACGGCGACGACGUCGAGGCUGGCGCUGGUGCCGAGGAGGUCCGCCGCGCGUUCGUCGAAGCUGAGAGCGCGCGCAUGCGCGAGGCCGACAUUGUCGAUCGCGAGGUGGCGCGCGAGAAGCGUCGUGAGAAGAAGCGCAAGAGAAAGGAGCGCGAGCGUGAGUUUGCUCCGGAUCUGCGGAGCUUUUACACAGAAGCCAAGAACCAUGACGACGGGGAAAUCCAGCCUCGGGUGGCGCGGGAUCCGAAGACGAGCGAGGACGCGACUGACAUUCCACAGGUGAUGGCGUCCAUGAUGGGCGGCGACGAGGGCGGUGUCGCCUACCUCGGCGGCUCGGGCGACGAGAGCGGCGGCAGCGACGCUGGCCCCGGGUUCGACUAUGACAGCGACGCCGCCGGAUCGGCCGCUUCGCGCUCGGCUAGCCCCGAGCCUGCGGCGCGUCCUUCCAAGAAGCGCCGUGCUGCCGAGGCAGAGCUCGAGGAUGACGAGGAGCUGGCUCUCCGCCUGCUCCGCGGCAACUGA